Molecule: messenger RNA, 2444 nt
Organism: Eriocheir sinensis (Chinese mitten crab)
Lineage: Eukaryota; Metazoa; Arthropoda; Malacostraca; Decapoda; Varunidae
Exons: 2
Coding region: 128-1054 (308 amino acids)
Source: RefSeq, a predicted model, not a curated record
CUCUCUCUCUCUGUAUCUAUCUAUCUAUGUGUGCCACAAUUUCCUGAGCCACACAGCAUCAGCAGGAAAUGUUUUAUCAGUGUGUGUGUAUUACAUUUACUUGACUCUCAACUCACACAAGUUCAGGAUGACAAGAAAGGCAUCGUUCCCAUGCCUCCUGCCCCGGGGGAACAUCUUCCCUUACCUGCUACUGCUAGUGAUGGCGCUGGGCCAGGCAACAGACGUGAACCCCUCACUAACCAUGAGCUGCACCGACACUAACAUGGUGCUGGGAGAAUGGAAAAUUCGUAGCACACCCAACGAAACAAAGGAAAGCAGAUUUUAUUUAGACAAGACCGUGUACGUGUGGCCAGAGGAAGGCUUUAGGGGCAUAGGUGUGAUAGCUGUUGCAGGCAGUGCGUCUGGGCAGAGGAGGGUGGACGCAUGGUUUUCCAAAGACAGCCUGUUCACUAACGUCACCACUGCCAAGUGGUGGGAGUUGUGGGUGUAUGUGCAUCGCGAAAGUGACCGUAUAAAGUUCUCUGUAUAUCUUGGCGAGGUUUGGAAGGUGUGUGUCACUUGGGUCACCUCUGACAACCUUCAGAGUCUAGAAGUGAUGGGUUACGGCCCCUCAAGAUGCAGGGACACGAUGCCACCACCUGGCUGUCCCUAUGAAGGAUAUAACGUUGAAUUGGCCCUCCCACAAACCAAACCCAAUUGCACGGUGCACCCACCCAUUUCCGGAGCUACACCUACGACUAUGACAACAACGGGGAGUGUAGUGGCGGGUGUGGUGGUGGGAAUGGUGGCUGCAGCGGUGGUGGUGGUGGUGAUGCUUUGCAGAACACAGCGUCACUCAGAGGAUGAGAACACCUCGCCAAGACCAAGCCCGACCGCCGGGGCACACAGGGAGGGGAUCCACGUUAUUGAAAACAGCCUGUACGAGUCCUUUGAGGCCUGCAGGGACGCGGCCACCACUGAGACACCCCCAGAGGGGAUCCACGUGAUUGAAAACCGCCUGUACGAGUCCAUUGAAGCCUGCAGGGACAGGGCCACUGCCGGGGAACUGAACUAAACGACAUGCGUUAUGAAGCAAAGCCUGUUUGAGACCUCUGAAGCCUGCAGGGACGAGGGCACCGCCGGGGCACCGGGGCAAACAACAAAUAUUAUGAAGCAAAGACUGUUCGAGACCUCUGAAGGCUGCAGGAGCACUGCUGCGGCCACAGUGAUGAGGACACACACACACACACUGAGUGCCCUGCUAAACACGCCAGUAAGUGAAAUCCAUCUCUACAAACUGUCUCUGGCUGUCACGAGGCCGCAGAGCUGCCAGUCAAGGAAAACUGUUUGCAGGAAUGUUUGACUGUCCACACCACUGAAUGCUGUCACCUCUGCCAGUUAGUGAAAACAGCACACAGCAGUAACUGUUCACUGCCUACACACACACUCUACUAGUCAGUGAACCCAGUACAUAAAAAAGGUAAAAAAUCAGCGUGUACCAACUAUAGGCCAAUAUCAAUAUUAACGACAUUUAGUAAAAUAUUUGAAAAAAUAGUUGCUAGUGGAGUAAUGAAUUAUCUAAAUUUACAUUCUUUAUUAACAGACUGUCAAUAUGGAUUUCGUCCUAAAUUUUCAAUCUAUUUAGCUAUACAAAAACUUUGUCAGAAUAUUUACGAUAUCAUUGAUCAAAAAAUGUUUCAGGUAACAGUUUUUUGCAAUAUCUCUAAAGCACUUGACACUAUUCCACACUCAUUUUUGUUGCAAAAAAUGUUAGUUUAUGGGUUCAGAGGAAAAACUCAUGAUUGGUUUAAAAGCUAAUUAAGGCCCCUCUAAGCGAAUUAAUGAGAAAAAAAUCAUCACUCACACAAACCAUUAUAUUAUAUGUAUCAACGCACUUCUGAUCAGUUUAUGUAUCCUCUAUUUUGGGGGGUUCAUGUCAAGGCAAGAAUUUGGCCCGUCACUGGUACGCAGUAAAGCCUCAAAUUUGCCCUGUCGCUGCUACCAGGUUAAUGCGUAUUCACUGUACGUCUAUUUGUAUAUGCUUCCAUGUAUAUUUAGUAAUGUCCUUCCACAGGUAUGUAUAUAUAAAUAUUCUUCAAUAUAUUUUGGGCGGGUAAAAAUACAUGUACAGUAAACCCUCAAUUAUCCGGGUGCACCGUAUCCGACCUUGUCCGUAUCCGGGAGUUUUCAAAAAUGUGAUUUUUUCCAAAGAAAAUAAAAAAAAUUGUCGCGCCCCGCCAAAAAUCGUUCAAAUUGUCCGCACGAUGCCUCUGAGCUCUUUCCGGGCGGCGUAGCGCACCACCAAGGUAAAGAGAUUCUCUUUACCUUCCGCACCACAACACAACAAGCCCCGCCCGCCAUUGUUUACUUUCACCACGGCCCAGUUAAUUGCUUUUGUGUGUGUGCCCUACCUUCUCCAGGCAUUGCUUUGCCUGUGUGUUGCGUUUGCGGCGGUGACUGAAAAA